Molecule: messenger RNA, 564 nt
Organism: Marasmius oreades (fairy-ring Marasmius)
Lineage: Eukaryota; Fungi; Basidiomycota; Agaricomycetes; Agaricales; Marasmiaceae
Exons: 4
Coding region: 1-564 (187 amino acids)
Source: RefSeq, a predicted model, not a curated record
AUGGUCCGCAUCUGCACUACAGUUGUCGGCGUCCUCGUCGCCCUCGCAUCCUUCUCUGUUAGCAAGCCGGUCGCUAUCCAUGCGUCCGUUGCUGACGUUCAAGCUGACUUUGCAACGAUUCGAAACGUCAAUAUUCCCCGGCUCAACAAUGCUAUAGCCAAUUUGCCCGACUCGCCUGAUGAGGUCAAAGGUCCAGAAGUAGCCGAAGUACAAAGAGCCACAGCGGCCUUGUCAAGCAAGAUGAUCGAGACGGAUGGUCAUGUCAAGGACGUCCCUUCUGUUGACCGAGACGAGGCAGAGAUGUUAUUGACCUCCAUGGAGGUAUCUCAUCGUACAAUUCUUGGUCCCAUCGAUGCUAUCGCCGCAAAAAGUGGCACAUUCACUGGGAAGGAGGCACCCCUUCGUCCUCUCGUGCGCCGUGAGAUCGUGAAGCUCAAGGUCAAUUAUGUACAGUUGGCAGAUGAUUUACUGGCCAAGACCCCUGACGACAUGAAGCCUCGUGGAGAGGUGCUGAAGUCCGAUGCAGUUCAACACUUUGAUAAUGCGAUCAAUGAAUACAACUAA